GUCAUUCACAGUCGCGAAUUUUCACUCGGACGGCGCGCGUGCACGGGGAGGACGGGCAACGGGGCUGAGAGGAGUUGCCGGGCGACAGGAGGAUUUUUAAGCUAAACUCUACGACGCUUUAAGAUUUACGCCAUAACUCGCACUGUCGCCUAACAUCAGCAGGAAGACUCACUUGCUCUGGUUCUUAACUAGUAGCCCGGCAACCGAAGGAGGAGGUGUUCGUGAGGGCUAAUUAGCGACCAUUAGCUGUUUGCUAACAUCGCCGGAGAGAUUAGCCGACAGCCUGCAUCCUGACCCGAGCAGCUAGCUGCGUUAGCCGGACCGGUGCGGCUCCUCUGUGACUGUCCAGACCACACAACCCCUCUCCCUCCACACCGAAACGCUGGAAAUCCGCAAGCGGCCGGAGACGGGCGAAGGGCCGGUGAAGCUGGGGCUGUUAGCUGAACCACACAGUGGAGGAGGACCCGCGGAGAGGCACAGCGGCGGGGACGCAGCGGCCGCCAUGGACGGGCUGCCGGUGGAGGUGCGCGGCUCUAACGGGGCCUUCUACAAGGCAUUCAUCAAAGAUGUCCAUGAAGACUCCCUCACGAUAGUUUUUGAGAACAACUGGCAACCAGAGAGACAGCUGCCAUUCAGCGACGUGAGGUUGCCGCCCCCACCCGACUACCACAAGGACAUCGGUGAGGGAGAGGAAGUAGAGGUGUACUCGCGAGCAAAUGAACAGGAGCCCUGCGGCUGGUGGCUGGCGAGGGUGAGGAUGAUGAAGGGCGAGUUCUAUGUGAUUGAGUACGCCGCGUGUGACGCCACAUACAAUGAAAUCGUCACGUCAGAAAGAAUCCGGCCUGUCAAUCCCAACAGCCCUUCCACUCGCAGCUCCUUCUACAAAAUCACCAUUGCUGUGCCCGAGGACCUCAGAGAAAUCUGUUUAAGUGACAACAUCCACAAAGACUUCAGGAAAGCAAUCGGAGCCAACUGCGUCUUCUACAGCACUUCGACACAUGAACUGAUUGUACUGUCCACGAACGAUUCCACAGUGAAGCGUGCCUCCCUUCUGAGUGACAUGCACUUCCGCAGCAUUCGCACUAAGCUCAUGCUCAUGUCCCGCAAUGAGGAGGCCACCAAACACCUGGAGACGAGUAAACAGCUGGCAUCAGCCUAUCAGGAGGAGGUACGGGUACGUGAGGACCUGAUGGGUUUGGCCAUCGGCUCCCACGGCGCCAACAUCCAGCAGGCCCGCAAGGUUCCUGGGGUUACCGCCAUUGAACUUGAGGAGGAGAGCUGCACUUUCAGGAUCUACGGAGAGACCCCAGAAGCUGUAAAACAGGCUAGAGUAUAUCUGGAGUUUAAAGAAGACUCCUUCCAGGUACCCAGGAAUCUUGUCGGCAAAGUUAUUGGGAAAAGUGGCAAAAUCAUCCAAGAAAUUGUCGACAAGUCCGGUGUGGUGCGUGUUCGGAUCGAAGGGGACAACGAUAAAAAGCUGCCCAGAGAGGAGGCAAGUCUGAAGACGCACCAUCAAUGCAUCUCGCACCCUGCCUCAGUAAUUCUGACAAACUUGCAGCCACAGCUACAUUCUGUAGACCAGAUGUUAUGUUGGGUUUAUUUAUUAUUUUAUUUGUGUUUAUGUAUUGUAACUUACUAUGCAAGUCUUUUGUGUUCCACUCUUCAGGGUAUGGUUCCCUUCAUCUUUGUAGGAACCAAAGAAAACAUCAGUAAUGCCCAGGCUUUGCUGGAGUACCAUGUGGCCUACCUGCAGGAGGUGGAACAGUUGCGUCUGGAGCGGCUGCAGAUUGAUGAGCAGCUCCGCCAGAUCGGUGUUGGUUACCGUACAGCACCAAGCCGCACCAGUGUACCUGGAGCCAGUGAUCGUGAAAGGGGAUACCAGACCGACGAGAGCAGCAACUCUCUGCAGGCCUCCCGCACGUACGGCGGACGAGGCCGCGGGCGCAAAUCCAACAACGCGUACUCUGGUUAUGGAACAAACUCUGAGCUGUCCAACGCGUCUGAGUCGGAGGAUCUGGCUGAGCGGGAUCCGAGGCCCCGGGGAGUGGGAGGUGACGAGAGGGGCUCCCGGAGAGGAGGCCGCGGCCGAGGAUCCAGCACAGGCAGAGGCCGUGGAGGCCCAGCAUCACGCAGCUCCAACACAAUCAGCUCAGUGCUCAAGGAUCCUGACAGUAAUCCCUACUCUCUGCUGGAGGGUGAGGGUGAUCUGGGCGGAGACACAGAUGCCAGCGAGAGCAUGGGUGGCAAUGACCGCCGUAGACGUUCUCGCCGUCGCCGUAAUGACCAGGAGCCCAGUGUGAUUGAUGCUGCCAAUGAGUCCGAUGGCCAGGCAGCUACUAGCGAGAACGGACUGGAAGAUGAAAGCAAACCCCAGAGGCGCAACAGAAGCCGCCGUCGCCGUAAUCGUGCCACCCGACCCGAGGGGGGCUCUGCCAGCCGUGACAGACAGCCAGUUACCGUGGCCGACUUCAUCUCUCGAGCAGAAUCUCAGAGCCGACAGAACCUUCCAGUGAAGAAAGAAGAAAUGCAGCUUGCCUCCCACCCUAAGGAGAAUGGGACUAGUGUGAAGAAGGAAGAGCAUACUCCGUCCAAUCGUUCCCCUAGCAAUGGCGUGGCAUCAUCUGGGGAGGCUCUGACCCUGGUGAACGGUGUUUCCUAAAUGGAAAACGCACGACGUCAGCUCACCACUCAAGACCAUUGUCUCGAGCAAGACACUACAGCAAUCUGUCCCUGCUUGCAUUUACGUAAACCUUUAAACAGACGAGUGAAAAUCGACUAAAAAUCUUGAAUUCAUAUGAGAUUGAGGAGAAAAAGAUAUUUAAAAAAAAAAAAAAGACAAACGCAUCUACUUAAACACUUUAACAGUGUAUGUUUAUCCUAUCUAUCAGUACUUAGUGCUUAUGUAAGAGAAGCUUGCCAAAAAAGAGCUGGUGGAUAUGCUUCGAAAAUCUGACGUAACCGAACACAGGACGUGACUAUAUGUUUUUAUUUUUGGAGAAACGGUUUUCUUUUUGUUUGUCACUGUCGUCGUCGUUUUGUUUGUUUUUCUUCACUGGUGUGGGAUUGGUCACAUUCCCAAACAGAUGCAUCUCUGAAACAGUGUUAGAGGCGAGGGGAGGAGCUAGCCAAGAGAUUUGGGGGGGGAAUGUGGGCGGAGCCUCGUGUGACUGGCAGUUGAGGCUAAGGUACUCUACGGUUGUGUGUGGGGGGGAGGGGGGAGAAAAGACAUUGUGCCUUGAAUUUGAAAAAAAAAAAAACUUGAGCAUUUUUGUUUUUUGUUCGUGGAACAACAAAUACUGUUUCGUAUGCUUUUUUUUUUUUUUUUCUUCCUUCAAGUAAAGGAGAAUCCAGUUGAGAAAAUAAUGGCAGGGUUAUGUUAGGAGAGGGAAGACAUGAUGAUAAUUUGAUACUAAUGCCAAACAAGAAGAUCGGAAUGUUGAUCUGUGGUAGGAGUCAUGAUCUGGACAACAUUUUUGUGUGUGUGCGUGCGUGCGCGUGUAGUUAGUAUGCAACCAUAGACGUAAAUUGGGAGAAGUGUUGCAUGGUCUCGGAGCCGACUCUGUCGAGAGGGAUGAAGGGAUGCAGCCACGUUAGUUAAAGGAUGGGUGUUCACCUCUGAGCUCUGCAUUAUUGAGGCAAACAGACAUGGCUGCAUCAGGAACAGCCUCACAUACAGACAUACAGUUAGAAACCUGCCAGACCCAGAUUUUACCCAGAACCGCUAUCCGGACAUGCAUCAGUGCCUCUGACCCCCCGGCCAAAAACCACCGCUGUUUCUGAGAGAGGGAGUGUGGGAUGUGAUUGCGUGGGGAAAGUGUUAAAGAUGUUGCAGCUUUGACCCCACAAUAGAUGAUGUGGUUUAUACACACUGUGCCUGCUGAAUGCUUUUAAAGGUGACGUCUCCUCUGUGGUGCCCCCUACUGGAUGGUCUUGGGUUUUACAAAACCUAGUGACCAAGAAGGCAUGUUGUGUAGGGAAUAGCACAGCCUCAGAAAAGUUGAGAGCCACACGCGCACACUCAUGAUGGUGUAUAUGAAUAUACUAUACACUCCAAUGUUAUCACUACACAGUUUAGACUUCCUGGGUUUCUGGUCAAGGAAGUUUAAACCAGAGUUUUAAUCCACGUGCCUCGGAGGCCAGGCGAGCGUGGUGUUUAAACAGAACAGGAUGUCUGUCGCGUUCCUGAUUGUCGCAGUCAAAAAGAUGCAACCAGGGGAUCCAUGUCCCCCUUUGGCUCAUGUUACUGUCAUCUUGGUUUUUGCUCUCAAACUUUUUUUGGUUGUAAUUUUCACAUCAUAAAGAAUAAAAUGGAAGUGAAAUAAA
Neoarius graeffei (lesser salmon catfish) is the source of this 4323-nucleotide messenger RNA. It is a transcript of the gene fxr2, whose product is annotated as FMR1 autosomal homolog 2. Bases 503 to 2659 code for a protein of 718 amino acids. Gene Ontology annotation, cellular component: neuronal cell body; postsynaptic density; axon. Gene Ontology annotation, biological process: regulation of mRNA stability; anterograde axonal transport; regulation of translation at postsynapse, modulating synaptic transmission. Gene Ontology annotation, molecular function: protein homodimerization activity; translation regulator activity; mRNA 3'-UTR binding. NCBI's taxonomy places the organism in Eukaryota, Metazoa, Chordata, Actinopteri, Siluriformes, Ariidae. The transcript has 17 exons. The record is from RefSeq and is a predicted model, not a curated record.